AUGACUGCGGCAGCCACCACAAAUGGUGCGAAUGGCACCAAGCCUACUGGCGGUCUGUCAGCAAACGACAACAUCCGCCGCUUCGCUGCACCAAGCCGACCUCUGAGCCCUCUCCCAGCUCAUGCUCUGUUCAACAACAAGACAAGAUGCUUCGUCUACGGUCUCCAGCCGCGUGCUGUCCAAGGCAUGCUCGAUUUCGACUUCAUCUGCAAGCGGACAACGCCCUCUGUCGCCGGCAUCAUCUACACAUUUGGCGGUCAAUUCGUCAGCAAGAUGUACUGGGGAACCAGUGAGACGCUGCUCCCUGUCUACCAGGAGGUUCCCAAGGCCAUUGCCAAGCACCCAGAUGUCGAUGUGGUUGUGAACUUUGCUUCUUCGCGAAGUGUCUACACCUCCACGAUGGAGUUGAUGGAGUAUCCUCAGAUCAAGACUAUCGCCAUUAUUGCCGAGGGCGUCCCGGAGAGGCGAGCCCGUGAAAUCGCCCACGUUGCCCAGCAGAAGGGCGUCACCAUCAUCGGCCCUGCCACUGUCGGUGGCAUCAAGCCCGGCUGCUUCAAGAUUGGUAACACUGGUGGCAUGAUGGAUAACAUCGUUGCCUCGAAGCUGUACCGCAAGGGAUCCGUUGGCUAUGUGUCCAAGUCUGGUGGCAUGUCCAACGAGCUGAACAACAUCAUCUCCCAGAACACCGAUGGCGUGUACGAGGGUGUGGCCAUUGGAGGAGACAGAUACCCCGGCACAACCUUUGUUGACCAUUUGCUGAGGUAUCAGGCCGAUCCGGACUGCAAGAUCCUCGUGUUGCUGGGCGAGGUUGGUGGCGUGGAGGAGUACAAGGUCAUCGACGCCGUGAAGCAAGGCAUUAUCACCAAGCCAAUCGUCGCAUGGGCCAUUGGCACCUGCGCGAGCAUGUUCAAGACCGAGGUUCAGUUUGGCCAUGCCGGCGCCUUUGCCAACUCGCAGCUGGAGACGGCCAAGAUGAAGAACCAGAUGAUGAAGGAGGCUGGCUUCUACGUCCCCAACACCUUCGAGGACAUGCCAGCUAUGGUCAAGUCGGUGUAUGAGAAGCUCGUCAAGAACGGCACCAUCACCCCUCAGCCAGAGCCUGUUGUGCCCAAGAUCCCCAUUGACUAUUCAUGGGCUCAGGAGCUUGGUCUGAUCCGCAAGCCGGCGGCCUUCAUCUCCACUAUUUCCGAUGACCGUGGCCAGGAGCUCUUGUACGCGGGCAUGCCUAUUUCCGACGUCUUCCGGGAGGAGAUCGGUAUCGGUGGUGUCAUGUCUCUGCUGUGGUUCCGCCGCCGCCUGCCCGACUAUGCUUCCAAGUUCCUGGAGAUGGUUCUUAUGUUGACCGCCGACCAUGGUCCCGCUGUCUCUGGCGCCAUGAACACCAUCAUCACCACCCGAGCCGGCAAGGAUCUGAUCAGUGCCUUGGUCUCUGGCCUGCUUACUAUUGGUUCUCGGUUCGGUGGCGCGCUGGACGGCGCCGCUGAGGAGUUCACCAAAGCGUUCGACAAGGGCCUUAGCCCCCGCGAGUUCGUCGACAACAUGAGGAAGCAGAACAAGCUCAUCCCUGGUAUCGGCCAUCGUGUCAAGUCCAGGAACAACCCUGAUCUGCGAGUCGAGCUGGUCAAGGAGUACGUCAAGGCGAAGUUCCCCAGCCACAAGCUUCUGGAUUACGCUCUCGCUGUCGAGACCGUGACCACUUCCAAGAAGGACAACUUGAUCCUGAACGUCGACGGCUGCGUGGCCGUAUGCUUCGUAGAUCUUCUCCGCAACUGCGGUGCCUUCAGCCCUGAGGAGGCUGAGGACUACCUCGCCAUGGGUGUCCUGAACGGUCUGUUCGUCCUUGGCCGCAGCAUCGGUCUCAUUGCGCAUUACCUCGACCAGAAGCGGCUGCGCACCGGUCUCUACCGUCACCCUUGGGACGACAUCACGUACCUUCUGCCCAGCCUGGGACAAACCGGACCCCCGGGCAGCGAGGGUCGUGUGGAGGUGCAGAUCUAG
This is a messenger RNA of Phialemonium atrogriseum, 1998 nucleotides long. RefSeq names its product putative ATP-citrate synthase subunit 1. Gene Ontology annotation, cellular component: cytosol. Gene Ontology annotation, molecular function: ATP citrate synthase activity. The transcript is spliced from 2 exons. The record is from RefSeq and is a predicted model, not a curated record. Gene Ontology annotation, biological process: fatty acid biosynthetic process; tricarboxylic acid cycle; acetyl-CoA biosynthetic process. Lineage: Eukaryota; Fungi; Ascomycota; Sordariomycetes; Cephalothecales; Cephalothecaceae. Bases 1 to 1998 code for a protein of 665 amino acids.